GCAUCCAACGUGGGACUACGGAACGAUCACAGAAAAAAAAAGAAAAAGUAACUCAAGAAAGGAAAAAACUCAUGGCGGUGGGUGCACGGUCGGAAGGAGGGGGCACUCUAUUUUGCUAUUAAUCGGAUCGUCGAAAUUUUGUGACCACAGACUGCACCUGAUAAACUGUCUGCUGAGUUGUGCUUGAGCGGAUCGUGUGUAUUUCAAAGUUGGAUUUACUCGACUGCGGUGGCGAAGCGCUGGGAAGAUUUGGACGAUAUGCAGUGCUCGGCUUGAGAGACCAACGCUGGAGUUUUCGGGACUGUUUCUGCGGCUCUUAACUUAUUUGCUACGUCUUUAACUUUGGACAGGACAUUUUUUUAUCCCCGUCAGAAGUCAACGAGUGACCGUUUCGCUGAGUUUUAAACGGUUUUGCUUGCGGUUCCGUUGAUCAACAGUGUUUUUUUUGAGAGAGCUAUGCGAGUGCCCUUAAACAUUAUGCAGUUGCAUGUUUUUAAUCAUGUCACCAGAGGCAGUUAUCCUGUCGAGAAAGUAGUUUAUAGCCCUUUAUGAACGCUCUGUGUCAACUUACAUUUAAGUUCAGGGCGACAUAUAAAUUCGCUGUAGCCUGCUUUUGUUAAUCUGUGAAUCCCCUUUGAUUUUUAGCCCGCAUCGGACACCAGAGGAGAAAGUUGGACCUGGGAACUUGUGUCCUAAAUGACUGUCAUUGGGAUGGAAAACGUUUUACUGCGCCACAGUUGUUUGUGCUAGCCUCUGUAGCACAAGAAGACAAUUAAUGUGCUAUAAAAGCCACUCGGUCUGUGCGAAGCUACAUUAAUAUACCACCUUGUGGGUACAAGGAGAGAGCUCAGCGGCCGCGCUAUUAAAACUGGAUACAAAAUGGCGGCGUCCCUGGGACGAUUUGGACAUGUUUCUCGUUGUGUGUUUUAUUUAAUUUUGUCUGCUGAACUGUUCAUCAGUUAUGGAUUGAGUUCAGACUUGCCCUGUGCCCAGAACUGUACCUGCAGCGGGGAUUCAGUGGACUGCAGCGGUCUGGAGCUGACAGCUACGCCUCUGGACCUUCCAGUCCGGACUGUUUCCUUAAAUCUUGGCAACAACAAGCUGACCGCCAUCAGUACCGAGGCUUUUGACAACCUUCCCAACUUGAGAGAGCUGCGGCUGGACCACAAUGAGCUGACCUCCAUACCAGAUUUAGGACAGGCUGCCUCCAAGAUUGUAUCUCUCUACCUACAUCAUAAUAAGAUCCGCAGUAUAGAUGGAAGGCGGACUAGAGAGCUGGUUUCUGUGGAAACCCUGGACCUGAGCAAUAAUGACAUCGCUGAGCUCAGAGGGCACUGCUUUCCUGCAGGCCUCCAAAUCAGGGACUUGUACCUGAGCAACAACAAGAUCAGCAUGUUGGAGCUCGGAGCUCUGGAUCAUCUGGGCUCAACUCUACAGGUCCUGAGACUGAGCCGAAAUCGCAUCAGCCAGAUCCCCGUGAGAGCCUUCCAGCUCCCGAGGCUCACCCAGCUUGAGCUGAACAGGAACCGUAUUCGUCAGGUGGAGGGUCUGACCUUCCAGGGACUGUCCAGCCUUGAGGUCCUCAAGCUGCAACGAAACAGCAUCAGCAAACUGACUGAUGGGGCCUUCUGGGACUUGGCCAAGAUGAAAGUCCUUCACUUGGACUACAACAGCCUGACAGAGGUGAACAGUGGCUCCCUGUACGGCCUGACCUCCCUGCAGCAGUUAUUCCUCAGUAACAACUCUAUAGCCCGCAUCAAUGCUGAUGGAUGGAAGUUCUGCCAGAAGCUGAGGGAACUGAAUCUGUCGUACAACAACUUGACUCGUCUGGAUGAAGGCAGUCUGUCCGUGCUGGGGGAUCUCCAAACUCUCCGUCUGGGCCACAAUUCCAUCAGCCACAUCGCCGAGGGAGCCUUCAGAGGCCUCAAGGCCGUACGCAUCCUGGAGCUGGACCAUAACGACAUCUCGGGCACAAUAGAGGACACCAAUGGGGCCUUCUCUGGAUUGGACAGCCUCAACAAGCUGACUCUAUUUGGAAACAAGAUCAAGUCAGUGGCCAAGAAAGCCUUCGCAGGCCUGGAGACCCUGGAACACCUGAACUUGGGAGACAAUGCUAUUCGCUCCAUCCAGCCCGAUGCCUUCAGUAAAAUGAAGAACCUCAAAAGCCUUCUUAUUCAAAGCGACAGCUUCCUGUGUGACUGCCAGCUCCACUGGUUGCCUGACUUUUUGGUGACACACAGCUUGCAGGCUGGUGUCAGUGCCACCUGCGCACACCCAGAGAGCCUCAAGGGCACCAGCAUCUUCCAGGCUCCAUCCAGCAGCUUUGUGUGUGACGACCUCCCAAAGCCUCAAAUCACCGUGCAGCCAGAAACUACAGUGACAGUCCUUGGAAGUGACGUACAUCUCACCUGUACAGCCGCGAGCAGCAGCUCCUCCCCCAUGACCUUUGCGUGGCGUAAGGACCAGGAGCUGCUUCGCCACGCCGAGACGGAAAACUUCGCCCAUGUGCGUGCUCACCACCAAGGAACUACAUCUGAUGCACCAGCGACAGGUGGAGGCGUGAUGGAGUACACCACUAUCCUGCACCUACGGCGUGUCACCUUCGCCCACGAAGGCCGUUACCAGUGCAUCAUCACCAACCACUUUGGCUCCACAUACUCCAGCAAGGCCCGACUCAUCGUCAAUGUUCUCCCCUCCUUCGUUAAGACUCCCAGAGACAGCACCAUCAGGACGGGCCACACAGCCAGGCUGGAGUGCGCCGCCGAGGGCCACCCGGCACCGCAGAUUGCCUGGCAGAAGGACGGCGGCACGGAUUUCCCCGCCGCCCGGGAGCGCCGAAUGCACGUCAUGCCUGACGAUGACGUGUUUUUCAUCAUGGACGUCAAACCGGAGGACAUGGGCUUAUACAGCUGCACAGCCAAAAACACAGCUGGCACCGUCUCUGCCAACGCCACCCUCACUGUGCUGGAAACACCCCACCUGGCCCAGGACCUGGAGGACCGCAGCGUGGUGGUCGGGGACACGGUGGCCUUGCAGUGUAAGGCCCUAGGCAGCCCACCGCCACGCAUCACCUGGCUGCACAACGACCAGCCGCUGCGCCUCUCCGACAGACACCAUUUCACCCCGGGGAACCAGCUGCUGGUCAUCGGCUCUGCCUCGCUGGAGGACGCCGGCCGCUACACCUGCCUCAUGUCCAACACGCUGGGUACGGAGCGCGCUCACAGCCAGCUGGUGGUGACCCAGCGUCGAAGCCCCUGCGCGACGCCGGUGGGGCCAAGCACGGUCACUAUAGGGAUCAUAGUCAUCGCUGUGGUGACGAGUAUCGUGGUGACGUCGCUCGUGUGGGUGUGCAUCAUCUACCAGACGAGGAAGAAGAGCGAAGAGUGCAGUGUCACCAACACAGAUGAGACGAUAGUUCCUCCGGACGUCCCCAGCUACCUGUCCUCCCAGGGCACGCUGUCCGAGCGGCAGGAGGUGUGUAUUCGCGUGGAGGCCGGCGGUGGACCUCAGCCCAACGGACACGUCCUGGACGCCACAGGUUUUGAUGGUGCAGUCGUGUGCACAGAUUGUAUGGAGAACUCCAGCAGCUACUCCAAAGACCCAGACUACCUGACUCAUGGGUUUGGCCCCGCUGGAGGCAUGGAGUACCAACAACACUCGGCUCCCCCGCCUUACUCUCACCGUCACCAAGGCGAGCAGCACGACGCAAGGCCACAUUCACCUUCGCUCUGCAACGGGACACCCAACGGGAUCCGAAAGGACGUUCAAGAAUUUCCAAAAAACCACAAUACGUUACAACAGAACCAACAUGAGAGAAAAGCGAGCAGAGCGGGACAAACGCCAGCGUUCUCUCCAUCACAGGAGGACUCCUUCCACAAGCCGGUGAAGCUGACGAGCCGCGGUUGCCUCGACAGUGACUGUGAGCCUGAGCUCAGGCAGACUCUGCUGCCCAACGGACACCACACCCUCAGAGCCUCUCAGAAUGAGAGCACCCCCCAAAGGAGAGCCAGCGACUAGCAGGCGCUCCAUCCAGCCCUAAGGCAUCCACUCACAGUAGUGGAGUGGACUUACUUUUUUGUUUUGUUUUUUUUUUUGCACUGGGAAAUAAACUGCUACCUCAUAUCGAGGCAAUGGAUCCUGAGCCUCCUGGAUCUGGACUGAAAGGGAGCACCAGGAGGCGGAGGGGUAGAAAGGCAGGGGGGCAUCCGGAGUGUGAAGGUGGAGCUUGUGUGGGUGGCGUCCCAUCUGAGCGUAUCAGCUGUACAUAGUUAAAAACCUUCAUUUGGGAGGUGACCAAUUAAAAAAAAACAACAAAAUUCUAGCUCCAAAAAAAUGUGACUUGCAUUUGAAGCAUGUAAAUGUAGGGAAUCUUGUAAAGUAUAUUAAAGUGCAGGGGAAAAAGAGAAAGAGAGAUAUACCUUUGAACAUUUGACUGUACAUAAGAGUUUUCUUAUAUUAUAUAUUAUAUAACUUUUACAAAAGAGUAUUUGAAUUUAUGUGCAUGAAAAAGAAAGGAGUGAUGGUAUUUUUAUUUUUCUUCAAAAAAAAAACCAACAAAAAACAAAAACAGCCUUUUUUCAGCUUUUACCAACAUUCAGCUGCGGUGCCUUAUUGCAUGAUCAAAGAAAACUCAACUUGUGAUAGCAUAUAUCAAGAGACUUUUUGCGAGAGAUACUGGUACACUCCUUAUAGCAAACAAAAACAAACACUUGAUUGCACUUGAAAGUUUUUUUUGACAAACGCUGCCAACCACGGCCUUACAGAAACACAACACAUCCACUGUUAUCCGUAUGAAGGAAGAGCUUCGAUGUCAAUUAUUUUUGGUGCGUCAGAGGGUUCGAGCUGGGAUAUUUGCAGGUGGUCAGUUAAAGCACUUUUUUCUGUUCACUUCAUGAACGAGCAGAUGGCGUACAUGAUGUCUGCCAAUAGGAAUGCAGGAACCUCCUCUGUGUGAGGAGCCGCUACGCUCAUUUUGACACAGUGAAAUCAACCGUUCAUACUGUACCAUUAAGGCUUUGGCAACUGUUUCACAAUGCUACAAGUUACAGCAAAGCUGCUCUGAUUUAGCUGGGACAAAAUAUUCUUUGUACUCCGAUUUGUUUUGUUAUUUGUCCAAGAAAGUAAACCCCCCUCCCCCUCCCCCUCUUGGCAAGUUCGCAACCAAAUGUGGCUAACAGCUGUCAGUUGUUCAUGAUGAAUCCUACGCGCACUCAACAUUUACUUUGCUGAACGCUUAGUUAUACCAUUCUAAUGCUAUGAACCUUAAAGACCGAGAAAUCGGCCAGAAUGAUGUGUUGUGUCAUCCUGUUACUGCUGUAAUGUGCCUCAGCAACCACUGUAGUGCGUUCGCAGGCAAAUGGCCAGUAAUCUGCCUCUGUCACAUCACCACAGUGCAACAAUAACAUUAUCAUCGCCACAGCUGAAUAUUGUCUUGUGUUCUGAGGAAACUAAAGGUGUGGUCUCAUGCUGUGAAACAGGGAAGCUUGUGAAAUGUGCUCUAACCAAACCUGGAGGAUUAAAUGCAGUCAGGACUGUCAUGAUCCCUGGAUAAACCGGCUCAGAAAUCAGGCAAAGCAGUAGUCACAUUGUCUAAUGUAUGCAUGCGUUUCGCCAGUGUGCGCUUGUGUGAACCGUGUUUGUUACCAGUGGCCUUAUCGAGGUAAACUGGAGGACACGCUCCUCUGGUUACCCCUGAUAGCACCUAUCAGAGAUGAUUUUACCAGCAAGACCAAUUGGAGCUCCCUGCUGGGAAACCAAUCCCAGCAUGGCAGAUAAAAGGGACAAGAGGGCGUGAGGUGCAGUUCAUGUUCAGAGUAAUUUAUUGAAACAAACUGUCUGAAACCGUUGUACCAAUGUCAAAGCUGAAACAGUGAAGUGUCUAACAUGGCAUUGAAGUGUCAAUUAAAAUCCAAUUUUGCUAUUA
This is a messenger RNA of Scatophagus argus, 5923 nucleotides long. It is a transcript of the gene lrig1, whose product is annotated as leucine-rich repeats and immunoglobulin-like domains 1. The coding region runs from base 880 to 4017 and encodes 1045 amino acids. Gene Ontology annotation, molecular function: protein binding. The transcript is spliced from 18 exons. Lineage: Eukaryota; Metazoa; Chordata; Actinopteri; Scatophagidae. The record is from RefSeq and is a predicted model, not a curated record.